AUGGAGAUGAUGAACGGGGCCGCAGAGGCGUCGCGCGGGUCUGGCGCUCCUCAGAGGGCGUCCAAUGGGACCGUUGCUGCCCCCCAAACAGUGGCGAAUAACGGCGGCGGGAACAACAACAACAACAGCCACGACAUCGGCUGUGGCAGCGGUAGCAACAACACCGAAAUCAACCAGGACAACAACAACAGUGGAAACAUGAACGAUUCUGCCUGCAGUGGCGGUCCCGUCGGUGGCGGCAAUAGCAUCAGCAGCAUAAACAACAACAGCGGCGGUGCUGAUAACGAGAGCAAUACAGUUGGAGUGGUAGGCAAUAGCAAUCAGAACACCGGCAGCAGCCCCACGGACAGUAGCGCAAGCAGUUGCACCGGCGAUAGCAGUACUAAUGUUGGCACUGGCAACAGCAGUUCUGCCUGCACCAGCACUCUGACCAGCAGUACCAGCAGGAGCAACAACAGCAGUAACAACAUCAACAACAAUGGCGGCACCGGCAGCAACAACAACAACCAUGCUGCUGGUCUCAAUAGCCAAUCGGUCGCGUCGACGCCGAUGGUUGCACCGGCAGGAGGUCCACAUCGCAGUCAGGACGACGCCAUGGUUAGCUAUUUCUUUCAGCGGCCUGAUUCAGAUCUCCAAAGCUACACGAAACACUCUCGAUGGGUUAUUGGCGAUGGCACUGAUAGCAUUGGAGGAGCGGCAGACAACACUGCUGCAGAGCUCGAAAGCGAGUUUCAAGCGCUCGCCCUCGAGACUGGGGGCUCACACUCGCAAAUGAUGCCCCCCAGCUCUGCGAAGAAACUCUGGUCUCUGGAUCCGAUGUCUCCGAGCCAAAUAGCAGGAGUAGCCAUGGGACAGAAACAAAUGCAAGACGAUGCGAAUAAAGGCAUUUUCGUUGACCAGUGGAGAGAUUCCACUUGGAGCGGGGGUUACACGCAGCAGGUUCCCGCCGAAGGUCAUAGUCGACUUUCCGAAAAAGUUGUCGAGUACGUCCUGGGAGGAUCCAGCCCUACCACUCUGGGUCUCAAGAAGUCGUUGACCAAGGAUGUCAAGAAGCAUGCGCAAGCGAGCCACAUGAGCAACGGCGUCAUGGCCGAUGAGUAUGCAGCCCAAGUCGCCGGAGCGGAAGAAGUUCUCGAUAAGAAGAACGUCAUCGUUCAAACAUUCGAUAUGGGUGCUCAGCCAUCGAUCGGCUUCGACUACUCGGGUCAUGCCGGACCCGAUGGGGCCAACGGUCUCAUCGGCUCGCUCGACGCCACUGGCUCGAUGCUUCCUGACUAUCCUGGUAAUCCGACAUUGAGCACCAGCCAACAGACAAUGGCGUAUCCGCCCGGGAGCAACCAGCAACGACAGCAACCUCCUCAAGGCUCGGGUCACAUGCUCGCCCACCACAUGAUGGCAACUCAACAAGCCCACCCGCACCCACAACAGUACCAAGCUCAUCAUCAGAAUCCGUAUCUCGCAGCUGCUAUGAACCAAGAUCCCUACGCUGCGAUGGGUCUGUUGUCCCCAGCCGCGAUGCCCUUACCUGCGCAAUACUACGGUAUGCCGCCGUGGGGCAUGUUCCCCAACCCUGCGGGAACACCUAAUCCAGGGGGACCGCAUCCACAAAUGACCCAGAGGCCAAUCACGCCCAGUGCCGUGAAUGGGGACAGCGGUCAAGGUCCACCUGGCAGCCAGUUCUCGAUGAUGGGAGGCCCGCCAGGAGGCUACUACGACAACAUGAUGAUGGGUCAUCCGGGGGCACAUCCAGGGGCCCAUCCGGGAGCCCCACAUCCCGGCGCUGGUCGGGGCCCCCAUCCGCAUCCCCAGGCAGGGGUUAGACUGCUUCAGCCACCUGCUGGUCACAUGCUCAUGAACCAUCCGCAGGGUCAGCAGAUGCAGCUUAAUCCGCAGAACAAUGCCGACGGCAGCAUCAGCGGUUCGGGUCAAUCGUCGAGCAACCUUUUCUCUCAAGGUCAGGGAGCAGCUCCCUCAGGACUGGGAGGGAACGCACUGAACGGUGCCAACAGCUUGAAUUCGUUUGGCAACUUUGGGUCCAACAGUGGAGGCCAGAAUACCUCGAUGGCUGGUCUGGGACCAAUCGGAACAACUCCGAUGGGACCUAUUGGAACGGGAUUAGAUUCUCAACAUCCAGGACGCAGGGAGUCUUUCGACAGAAGGGAUUUCGGCAAUCAGUCGCUGCUUUUCCAGGGCCAACGUUCAUUCGCUGAGCCUUUUGGCCCUCCUGGAAAAAAUCAGUACUACAACCCGCUUGGUAUUGUCCCUCCAACUCAGAGCCUGACUCCUCCUCUACCGGGGCUGAAUAGCUCUACGUCGAACUUGAAUUUGGGUGCAACGCUGACCUCUAGACUGGUGUCGGGUGGUCAGCCUGACUCCAAGUUCCCGCUCGUGCGAAAUGGCGGGUUGGGAAUGGCCGGUUUCGGGCAGGCUGGCGGGUCGUCUCUAUUUGCCUCGCAGAACAGUAAUCCCGUCAACAUGCCGAGGAAUGGCGUGCUUGAGAAAAAUAGUGGUCGGUCCCGUCUCCUUGAGGAGUUUCGGAACAACCGCUACCCCAACCUCCAGCUCCGCGAUCUCCUGAAUCACAUUGUGGAGUUCUCUCAGGAUCAACACGGUUCGCGCUUCAUUCAACAGAAGCUCGAACGCGCGACGUUGGCCGAGAAACAAUUGGUGUUCAACGAAAUCAUUAAUUCAGCUUACUCUCUCAUGACGGACGUCUUCGGAAACUACGUCAUCCAGAAAUUCUUCGAAUUCGGAACUCCUGAGCAAAAGCAGGCGCUGGCUGCGCGUGUCAAGGGGCACGUGCUUCCUUUGGCUCUGCAGAUGUAUGGCUGUCGAGUGAUUCAAAAAGCUCUUGAAAGUAUACCAUCCGAACAACAGAAGGAGAUCGUCAGGGAGCUCGACGGCCACGUUCUCAAAUGCGUCAAGGAUCAGAACGGAAAUCACGUCGUACAAAAGUGCAUCGAGUGCGUCGACCCCCUCGCAUUGCAGUUCAUCAUUGAUGCCUUCCAGGGCCAGGUUUUCGCAUUAUCCACGCAUCCGUACGGCUGUCGUGUCAUCCAAAGAAUUCUGGAACACUGCACGUCCGAGCAGACGUCCCCUAUUCUUGAAGAACUCCAUCAGCACACCGAGCAACUUGUGCAAGACCAAUACGGAAACUACGUGAUCCAACACGUGCUGGAGCACGGUCGAACCGACGACAAGAAUCAGAUCGUGGCUGCCACCAGAGGGAAAGUGCUCGCCUUAUCGCAGCAUAAAUUCGCCUCGAACGUCGUCGAAAAAUGUGUGACUCACGCCUCUCGCCCAGAUCGCAUUUUGCUUAUCGAAGAGGUUUGUUCUUUCCUUGACGGAAGUGCUCUCUACACAAUGAUUAAGGAUCAGUAUGCCAAUUACGUCGUGCAACGCAUGAUCGAGGUCGCCGAGCCACCGCAACGUAAAUUGCUCCUGCAGAAGAUCCGACCUCAUAUGGCCUCUCUACGCAAGUACACCUACGGAAAACACAUCUUAGGCAAACUAGAGAAAUAUCUCAUGAAGGGUGCAGCGCAAGGUGGUAAUCUCGCCUUAGAUCCCCACGCGGCGCCUUAA
This is a messenger RNA of Galendromus occidentalis (western predatory mite), 3582 nucleotides long. RefSeq names its product pumilio homolog 2-like. Bases 1 to 3582 code for a protein of 1193 amino acids. Lineage: Eukaryota; Metazoa; Arthropoda; Arachnida; Mesostigmata; Phytoseiidae. Gene Ontology annotation, molecular function: mRNA 3'-UTR binding. The transcript has 6 exons. The record is from RefSeq and is a predicted model, not a curated record. Gene Ontology annotation, biological process: post-transcriptional regulation of gene expression. Gene Ontology annotation, cellular component: cytoplasm.